UUACUCCACCGGUUAGUGUGCUACUUUGCCGCGGACAAGGGAAUCCCUCGUGUGUCGAAUAAUCGUGGCACUUGUCUACUAGAAACACGUUUAACUGAAUUUUUGGUGGAUCGAGCAAUUGAUUUACGAUCAAAAUGGCAGACAAAGAUAAAGAUGAACAAGAAAAGACCAUCGCCGAAGAUUUCGUGGUUACAAAAUAUAAGAUGGCCGGCGAAAUUUCCAAUCGCGUGAUUCAAGGAGUCAUUGCCCAAUGUGUAGCAGGAGCUUCAGUUCGAGAACUCUGCACACUGGGAGACAAGUUGCUGCUUGAAGAAACCGUCAAGGUCUUUAAGAAGGAAAAAGAAUUGAAGAAAGGCAUUGCUUUCCCAACCUGUGUCUCUGUCAACAACUGUGUCUGCCAUUUUUCUCCUUUGGCUAGUGACACAGAUGUGGAACUGAAAGACGGUGAUGUUGUUAAAAUUGAUCUAGGUGCUCACGUUGAUGGCUUCAUUGCAUCUGUGGCUCACACUGUUGUUGUUGGCAGUUCACCAUCAACUAAAAUUACAGGCCGCAAAGCUGACAUUCUCCUGGCAGCUCACUAUGCCUCUGAAGCUGCUCUCAGGUUAAUGAAACCUGGUACAGAGAAUCAAGCAGUUACCAGCGUUGUUCAAACGAUCGCCGAAAGCUACAAGUGCAAACCCAUCGAAGGAAUGCUUAGCCACCAAUUGAAGCAGUUUGAGAUCGACGGUGAAAAAUCGAUUAUUCAAAACCCGAACGAGAUCCAACGUAAAGAGCACGAAAAAAGUACCUUUGAACUCCACGAAGUGUACGCAAUCGAUGUUCUGAUUAGCUCUGGAGAGGGAGUGGGCAAGGAGAUGGACACUCGAACGACCGUGUUCAAAAAAACCAAUGAGACGUACAUGCUGAAGAUGAAGGCUUCCCGUGCUCUUUUCACGGAAGUCAACUCAAAGUGCGGCACGAUGCCGUUCUCCCUUCGCAAUCUGGAAGACGAGAAGAAAGCCCGCAUGGGAGUCCUCGAGUGUGUCUCACACAAAUUGCUCGAACCCUUCCACGUUCUCUACGAGAAACCUAAUGAAAUUGUGGCCCAAUUCAAGUUCACCGUCUUGUUGAUGCCCAACGGUCCGCAGAAGAUCACUGGUCUUCCAUUUGAUCCCACGGCCUUCCAGACGGAGAACAGCAUCACCGACGAGGAAGUCAAGAAACUAAUAACCUCCUCCACUCGUAGCAAGCCUAACAAGAAGAAGAAGCCUGCAACAACUGAAGUGAAAAAGGAAGCAGCACCUGUAACAGCCAAUUAAAUCCUACCGCGACUCGUGUUAGUUAUACAUCCAACCCUAUUCUCGGCCUGGAACUCUCUUAGCAAAACAAACUCGAUUGAUCGCGAGUAUUAUAUCAUUUGUGAACUUUGAAACGGAAUUCUUUCGUUUUUUUUUCGUGUUUGUCUACGAUUGAUGGACGACCGAUCGGUAUAUUUGUUACCUGCUCUGUCGUCCAUCACAUCAUCUUUGCGAUUAUUGCUUGUGUUUUAGUAUACAAUGAUCAUAUUGUAUCUUCUUUAUCGGAGACGGCGUAUGUGUAAACACACGAGUAUCAUCUAGAGAAACAUUUCCAGGUUAGAAAAAAAAAUUAUCACUUUUAUCAAAAAAAAUGUUAAAAAAGAUUACGGAAAACUAUUAACAGAAUGAGGGUUGGAAAUCGUAUAAGUAAUACACGGUGUGGGAGAGAAUCCAUCAACAUGGAUUUUUGUUUUUCAA
Molecule: messenger RNA, 1754 nt
Organism: Daphnia pulicaria
Lineage: Eukaryota; Metazoa; Arthropoda; Branchiopoda; Diplostraca; Daphniidae
Product: proliferation-associated protein 2G4-like
Exons: 7
Coding region: 135-1298 (387 amino acids)
Source: RefSeq, a predicted model, not a curated record